UAUAAUAAACUUCAAUCUUCAUCGCAUUUUGUGACUUGUGUUGUUCCUUGUUUUCGAAUUAAUUUAAAUAAGCGCUUGAUGAUAAAUAAUUGGAGUAUAUAAAAACUGAGUUUUUAUUUAACUUUUCAUUCGAUGAUUUUAAUAUAAACUGAAUAUUUAUUGAACAACAAGCAUAUCGGGAGGUGCGUCUUGAAAUCAUCUUUAUUGAUUUAUUGUUGGUUCCAUCGCAAUGGAUAAUUUAAAUUUAAAACAUAUGAACGCAAUGCCUGGCGAAGAUAAUAAUUGGCGAACACAGGCUUCGCGGCAAGGAAUUGUUGCUAAAAUUGAGGAAGUAAUACAGAGAUCAGGUAUGCAGGUAGCACGAAACAGUAGUGAGAUGGAAAAUCAUGUUUUUAUGAAAGCUAAGACCAGAGAGGAAUACAUGAAUAUGAUUGCUAAACUUAUUCUACAUGUUAGGGAGAUGUCUCAACCAAAGCAAAACCCCAAUGCACCUAACAUGCAAGGUCCAAACCAAAAUCAACCAAAUAACCAGGUUCAAAAUCAACCUGGCCCACCACCACAAGGUUCUAACAGUCAACCAGGUAUGGCCACAGAUCCCAUUAAUGCUUUACAAAAUAUGGCUUCACAAGGCACAAGAAAUCAAAUGAUGAACAUGGGUCAAGGUCAAAUGCAACAGCAGGGAGUCAUGGGGCCUAAUCAAGGGAUGGCCAUGCAAGGUCAAAUGGGACCACAAGGACCAAUUGUAUCACAAGGAGGGCCUCAGUCUCAAACUGCUACCAAUCUGUUACAAACCUUAAAUCAAAGACCUCAACUAAAUAUGCAAUUGCAGUCGAAGCUUGGAGGGCCAAUGGGAAUGGUCCCCAAUCAAGGGCAAAUGGGUAGUAAUAUGGUUGGUGGGAUGGGCAUGAGUAAUUCUAUGUCGCAACAACAGAAUAUGGGAGCUGGAGGGAUGCAAUCAAUGAUGCCUAAUAUGUCUAUGUCAAAUAUGAUGCCAAUGUCUGGUGGAAAUAGUAUGGGUCAGAUACAGUGUAAUCAAGUUGUUGGUGGCAUGAGUGGACAAAUGGUGCAGAAUUCCAUGCAGGGCCAAAUGUCUAAUCAAAUGGUAGGUGGAAUGGGUAAUAGCCAAAUGGUGAAUAUGAACAUGCUACAAAUGCAUGGGCGGGCGAGCGGCAAACCGGAUGUGAUGAUGGGCGGAGGAUACACACCCCGUGGACCUCCACCCAACCAGUUUCUACGUCAGAGUCCUUCCCCUUCAGCUUCUUCACCAAAUAUGGGUGGCCCCAGUCCUGUCUCUAUGGGUGGGGGUGUUUUAACUGGAGCUCUGGCAUCUCCCAUGUCGACGUUAGGGGGCUGCGGUGGCGCCGCUGGUAGCCCUUCGCCCUCUGCAUCGCAUAUGGGUCUUCAGCAACGUGUAAACAUGGGGAUGGUGGCGUCACCAUCAUCAUCUCUUAAUACCCCUGUGGGAGCAAGCGUGGCAUCCCCGGGAGGUGAAGAGGCUGCUUAUAGAGAGAAGGUCCGCCAACUCUCCAAGUACAUAGAGCCGCUACGUCGCAUGGUUAUGAGGAUGGUUAACGAAGGAGAAAAUGUGGAAAAGUUGACAAAAAUGAAGAAUCUCCUGGAUAUAUUGUCGAACCCGAAUAAGCGCAUGCCGUUGGAGACUCUAAUCAAGUGUGAAGUGGUGUUGGAAAAGUUGGACUUCAAACGCAGUGAGGGUGUCGGAUUGGGCUUAGGACUACCGCCACCUGGAAAGGAGCAAAUCUUCAAUCCACUUCUAGAAGUAGUGAACAACUGUUUGUCCAGUCCGCUCGCCAAUCACACCCUCAAACGUACUUUUGGAUCUACGCUUGACGCCCUCAAUGGCCCUGAGAUCAAAAACUUACCGGCGCCACAGAAAAUUGCUAAAUACGUAGAACCAGUAUCAGAAAUACCAGAUGUAUUGCAAGGAGAGAUUGCGAGGCUAGAUUCCAGAUUUAAAGUUUCACUCGAUCCCUUACAAUUAAUGGGUGCUGAGGGAUGCAUAACACUGACGGCUCAGUUAGAUGAUGCCCGGCUACCGUGUGUGGCCGCCGUACACGUGUCUGUCCCAAGAGAUUACCCGCAGUCGUCCCCAGCCAGACUUAGGCCCAAGGCCACUCGCCCCGACCAGCCUCAUCCCUUCUUGGCGAGAGUUGAACGCGCUAUGGACGCUCGGUGUGCCAAGUUACCAAAGCGCUGUUCAGUCGGCGAAUUGUUAAACGCAUGGGAGAUGAGCGUACGACAAGCGUGCGCACCCGCAACUGUUAUGUACACGCCCGUACCGGCAUUAGGACUAUAAAUAUAUAAAAAAUGAAUAAGUAUAUAAAAUCACAAUAUUGUUAAGUAAAUAAUCUGAAAUUUGAAAAGCAAAAUGAAAUCUAUGACAUUUUUGACAGUGACAUAUUGUUGAUUUGAAAUUUGAUUUUAAUAUGAAUUAUCACUUUGAUUAAAUAAUCCUUAGGAUUUUCAAGUCACUUAUAAAAAUAUAACGUAACUCUUUCAAUGAUAAUGUACAUUUAUGUUACUUUAACGUAAUAGAAUAGUAAUUUGUAUUGAUAUCUUGAGCAGUGUUACGAUUGGAACUUAAGGUAAUUACGAACACUAAUACAAAUCUUGUAACCUAUAUAACCUAUACAGAUUGACUGAGAACUGUCACGGUCAGAAAAAUUGACGUAAGCGAAUCUAUCGCAGUUUAAGAAUAUAAUAAAAAUCAUAUGUAAAGAUUCACGAUAUCCAUAACAUUUAUUAUCAUAAGUUAAAGUUUUGUAUUUUAAUAAUGAAUUUUAGUUUUGGUGUUUACAAAUGAUCUUCCUCGCGUAUAGUAAAAUGUUGUACUAGAAGUUAGAUUAACUAUUUAAAUAUGGAUACAUAAGCAAAAAGCUUUUUGAUGUUUUGUCUCGCUUCUUUAUUUCCAAAGUGACACGAGAGUAAUAGAGACAAAACAUUUGAGGCUUAUGAAUAAAGUAUUUAGCCCUUUAAAUUUAUUGAAUGACAACGACUAUCGUAAUGUGUUGUGAUAGAUUUAGUAAUUUUAAAAUAAUACAUAUAAUAUAAAUUAAAAUCAAUUUUAUGCCAUAUUUUAAUAAAAUAAUUUCGAAUAUUUACACAAAAUUUUCGGUAUUAAACGGUUUCCUAAUACAUAGGUCUUGUUUAAAUAAGUAUUUCUCUCUCAUAUAAGAGCUCAUUUCCAUAAUUAAAGUUAAUAAUUGGAUAAUUUAUUAUUUUGUAAAUACAAAGAUUAUUAUUAUAUUUAGCGCAAAUCACGCUCAAAUUAACAAGCUUAAGGGAUCUCGAAACGAAAUAGAAUCAGCAUAAUACACUCGCUAUUUUGUAAUAUCUAUAAACAAAUAUAAUGGGUUGGAAGAUAUCAAUCAUAACUAGAAUAUUUUAAUCAAGUUUUAAACAUUAAAAAUAUUUUUGUCUAAUUCACGGUUAAAAUACUUUACUAAAGAAAGAAACCAUACAGCUUUAUAAAGUCGCCAGUGUGUUAUGACCCAGAUGUGAUAUAACUGUGAUACUGAUAUUUUUAACUACUCGCUCGUCACCCUUCAAUAUUGUGUCUUUAUAUUAUUUAACAGUGGCAUUACCUCCGUGUUACUAUGAAUAUCUAGAACAAAUACUUUCCGACUUUAUGCUUUUUAGAAGGAGCUAUAGAACAGCCGUUUGAAUUUGGGUUUCUUUUAAUAAAAAAAUCGGAUAGCCAUAGAGUAAGAUUUAGAGAGACAUUUGUAUACGAAAGUCACACUUAUCGCCAAGUGUCAAAAAGGAAAUGAAAUUGCCUCUGAAUCUUGCCCUUACUGAUUCUUGUAUUAAGCUACGAUAGGAUUUGCACGUAGAUGUCAGAUUAGGAUUGAAGGAAGGAAGUGCGGAUUUAAGUGUUGUAAACAAUAUUUUAUCAUUAAAAGACCUAUUGUGGUUAAAUUAGAAGAAUCACAGACUUCAGUAUACGGCACUUGACAAUACCAAAAGUUUGAAGAAGAAGGGUUGAAGUCCAAUCGAAAAUAUUAGAUUUUGAUUUAUUAAGAAAUUUGUAAGUAAAAUAGGUAUAUUUUUUAUAUUAUCUGUAACAUUUUCGUAUAUACUAACAUCGAUCAGAUUAGAAAAUUGCAAAUAAAGAAAAUAUCAGUUGAGUAUUAUUAUUAGAUUUAAGGUGAAAUAUGAUAUUCGAGUUUAUUUUUUUAUUUUCUUAAUGUGAAUUAAUCAAAGAACGAGGUCCCUUUUGAUUUUUUUAGGAAAUGUAUUUAAGCAAUAAUUUUUGUAAAAUAAAGAAUAG
Pieris brassicae (large cabbage white) is the source of this 4288-nucleotide messenger RNA. It is a transcript of the gene MED15, whose product is annotated as mediator of RNA polymerase II transcription subunit 15. The record is from RefSeq and is a predicted model, not a curated record. NCBI's taxonomy places the organism in Eukaryota, Metazoa, Arthropoda, Insecta, Lepidoptera, Pieridae. The transcript is spliced from 11 exons. The coding region runs from base 230 to 2314 and encodes 694 amino acids. Gene Ontology annotation, molecular function: transcription coregulator activity. Gene Ontology annotation, biological process: regulation of DNA-templated transcription.